Thamnophis elegans (Western terrestrial garter snake) is the source of this 3046-nucleotide messenger RNA. It is a transcript of the gene POLR3GL, whose product is annotated as RNA polymerase III subunit G like. Lineage: Eukaryota; Metazoa; Chordata; Lepidosauria; Squamata; Natricidae. The coding region runs from base 136 to 792 and encodes 218 amino acids. The transcript has 8 exons. Gene Ontology annotation, biological process: transcription by RNA polymerase III. The record is from RefSeq and is a predicted model, not a curated record. Gene Ontology annotation, cellular component: RNA polymerase III complex.
CCCAAGCCAGAGGCUCCGCCCUUUCGAACGUGGAGUAUCCGGCUUUUGGGGCGCCUUCGCUUCGCGGCGGGCCGGGAUCGAAGGGAGACACGCGCGCUCGGAAGUCCUUCUGCUGGGUCGGAGCAGGGUCUCCUCAUGGCUGGAAGAGGAGGAAGAGGAAGGGGCCGGGGUGGCCAUAUGACCUUCAAUGUUGAGGCGGUGGGCAUCGGGAAGGGGGAGGCAUUGCCCCCUCCCACCCUGAAGCCAUCACCCCUCUUCCCUCCGCUGGAAUAUAAACCGCUUCCGUUGCUGGCUGGAGAGGAGGUGGAAUACAUGCUGGCCCUGAAGCAGGAAUUGAGGGGGGCCAUGAAGAACCUGCCGUAUUUCAUCAAGCCUUUGGCCCCCAAAAAAGAUAUUGAGCGCUAUUCCGACAAGUAUCAGAUGGCGGGCCCGACUGACAACCCCAUGGAGUGGAAUCCAGAUUGGAAGCAGCUCCCUCCGGAACUAAAAAUUCGGGUGAAGAAGACUCGAAAACAAAGGCCGGCAGCCCCAGUUCCCAAGGAGAAAACCAAAGUGCCCGCAGACAAGGAGGAAGCCAUCAAGAAGUUGGAGACCCUGGAAAAGAAAGAGGAAGAGGUGACAUCGGAAGAGGAAGAGGAGAAGGAGGAGGGUGAAGAAGGCAAGGAGGAAGAGGAGGAAGAAUAUGAUGAAGAAGAGUUUGAAGAGGAGACGGACUACAUCAUGUCCUAUUUUGACAACGGGGAAGAUUUUGGGGGCGACAGCGAUGACAAUAUGGACGAAGCCAUCUACUGAGGACUGGCCGGUGGGCUGGCCGGUUGCAGAGGCCACCUGGCGAAGUUUCUGGUGAUUUCAUCCUUGAGGGCUCUAGAAAGGGGUCUCCAGUCUGUAGAUCAGGGGUCUUCAACCUUGGCAACUUUAAGACCUGUGGACUUCAACUCCCAGAAUUCCUCAGCCAGACCCCUGCUUUAGGAUGGCAUUGGUGCUCCAUAUUGCUGGUGUCUCAUUCUACCUCCCGAUGAUGGAGACUUCCUCCGAAAAGGGACGACAUGGAGCAGAUUCCGUGCUGCUCUGAAGUUCUCCAGGACCUGGCAACAAACUACCCAUAAACCAUGAUCUUUGGAGUUGAGGGAAUAGGGUUGUGUUGGAUUACGUGAGCUGCAUUGCAAUACAUGACAUAUCCUUCUUGGCCUGCAUUAGAUUACAUGACCCAUCCUUCUCAACUUGGGUUGGAUUACAUGACCUAUCUUCCUUAUCUUGUGUUGGAGGACUUGACCUAUCUUUCUUGGCCUGUAUUGGAUGACAUGUCCUAUCUUCCUUGGCCUGUGUUGGAUGACAUAACCCAUCCUCCUUAGCCAGUCCCACCAGCAGGCUGUGAUCCAGCAGGAUUUGAGUGGCGUGUGGUCCAAAGCAGAAAAAAAGGAAGUUCCUCUCCUCAGACUUUCCAAAUUUUGAGGAAUAUCUAAACACCUUUAACCCAGAGCUGGAUCUGCUGUGUGGGGCAGUUUGGAUUGUUUAGGCAAUGCUGGGAGGAAGAGGGGGAUUCUGCAAAAAGAGGGCGUAGUGUGGAUGCAGUUCAAACCCCCUUUUAAAAUUAUUUCUGGUUCCCACUGGGGGGGAAAAGCAGAGGAGGAGAGAAUACUGAGAUUAGAGAGAGUUCACUGAACGCCUGUGGAGUCUUUGUGGUGUGACCUCGCUCAAGUAGCUGGGCGACGUUGAACCAUCUUGCAAAUUUUGCUGCGCCAUCUGUGGCGAAAGGCGGGCUGGGACUACCUGACCCCCGGGGCCGAGGGGGCCUGUUGGAGCCUGGAAGAGCUGGCUGAGACUGUCUUGGCUACCGUGGAGACGGCUAUCGGAGACUGUUUUGGGGGGACCCGACCCCCUUGGUUGUCUGACGCCUCCAUCCGCUGUCUGUGCUGCUGCAGGAUCAGGCUAGGGACAGGGUAGGGUUAGAUUAGAAUUAUAGGGUGGGGUUAGUUUAGUUAAGAUUAGGAUUAAGAUGAGGGUGAGGGUGAGGGUGGGGUUGCUAGCCUGACGGCCUACUGGCUGGCUGCCACCAUGGGGAGUGUUGCGGUACAGCUGGGAGCGGGGCUUUUUCCUCCCCCCUUUAUCGUGGGGUUUCCCUGGCUCCCGUGUGUCCUUUUGUUCCCGGGGGAAGGGGUGUUGCUGGCCUGCCAUCGCCUAUGGCUGGCUCCACAACCUUCGCUAUUAUAUUCACCACCUGUGGCCGACUUGCCUCCCAGACAUUUCCUGGCCUUUCUCUCUGGACCAUCGUUGGGGAGCAAAUUGGGGCCUAUGAUUUUACUGCCAUGCUGGGCUGCCUAUUCAUCCCCCCACUGAUUUUCUACAGUAAUGAGAGAGAGGACUGGAAGUGGGACCCUCUCUUUAUUAUUAUCAUUGUAUGUCUCUUUUAUUACUCCCUGGACCUUGGGCUCUCGUGUGGGAGGUCUUGGACACUACUCCCUCCUCGGCUUUUUCGGACUAUAUUCGAUCAAUUGCUAUAUUGUGCGAUUUUUAUAAUUUUUAUAAAUUUGUAAUUUUUAAUUGUAUGGAGAGUGUGUGGUACGACUGUGGUUGACUGAAUGUUCCCACUUUUACUACGAUAUUGUUGUUUCCCUUGUUUUAACUUGUUUGUGGGGAUUGAUUGAUUGUGUGUGUGUGUGUGUGUGUAUGGUGGGCCGGGAGCAUAGCUGGAUGUGUGUGUCGAAGGGCGCUUAUCAACAUUACUCUGAAAGACCGUGGCAACUCUAGCCGAAAUCUGUCGGACUCUUCACCGACUGUGAAUCAUUACGGGUUGUGAAUGACCAUAAUUCACAGCCGUUUAAAUAAAAGAGGGGGUUUUGGACUAAGACUGUGAGUUAUGCUUCCUCAGGAAGGACAUCAAGAAUGUUUGAAGAUGGGUGGACGUCAACUCCCAGAACUCCCCUCUUCAAGCCACCAAGGUUGAGAAAUGCUGGUUUAGCCCCAACUCAACAGAAAGAGGAAACCAAUUUUGUGGACAGAGUUGGGAGUGAUUCUUCGAGGUUUCACUGCCUGUCGGAUCCUCGUA